AAGCUUGCAAAUUAUUUUCAUUUUUGUGCCCUUUUACAGUUGUAGAAACUGCUUGCAGCCAGUCUACACCAAAAUGAGUCGAUUAAAAGCUCUCUCUCUUUUCUCUCUCCUCCUCUCUCUUUCAGCAGUUACAGUGCUAGGCCAGUCUAAUGGUGAGGUUCGUCUAGCAGUUAACGGGUUAGCAACAGGUUCAUAUACCUCUGGUCGUGUCCAGGUAUACUACAAGGGACAGUGGAGCAACAUAUGCAAUACUGGGUUUGGUAGCUAUGAAGCUAACGUGAUCUGUCACCAGUUGGGCUAUGAUUCAGCUGAUAACCACUCAUUUGCAUCAGUUGAUUCAUAUGGUAUAGAUGAUCAUCCUACAUUACUUGCUAAUGUAUCCUGUGCUAAUAACAAUCUGCAUAUAUUCCAAUGCUCAUAUGAAGAGACCUUUAACUGUGAUGAUCUCAACGACGUAUCAGUCGCAUGCAGCUCAACACCAGUAUGGACCGAUCCUCAUCAAGAGCACCUACGUAUAAUACCCAGUAGAUACCCUUCAAUGGGACGACUGGAGAUAUACCUGUCAGGUGACUGGGACACUUUAUGUGACAAUGGGUUCGGAGAGGGAGAGGCUAACACUGCUUGCAGACAACUGGGAUAUACAUAUGCACUUGAUUAUAACCACAUCUCAGACAUGGAAGGUACUGGUGGAAGAACCACUCAGUACACGUGUUGUUCAAGCAGCACUGAUUGCAUUGAGUCUUGCUAUUGUCAAGACGACGACGACACAGUCGACACUACAAAGAGAAGAAAAAGGAUCGAUUUAAUUUGUACUCAUGAUGAUGAUGUUACAAUAGAAUGUGAUUUUGAUGAAAAGGAGAAAGAAGAUGCUGGCACAAGAGAUGAAUGCGACUUUACUGCACGUGAUCGUGUCGUUGCUAUUGUUGCCGGAACAAUUGCUGGAAUUAUUGGACUAAUUAUUGCUGUUGGUAUUGGUAUUUUUGUCGUCAAAACAUUUUGUCUUAGUUAAUCAUUUUUUAUACCAGCUCUUUGUGUUAUUAUAAUAAUAAUAAUAAUUUUUAGCCUGUGAUUGUAAUAAUAA
Messenger RNA from Amphimedon queenslandica, 1081 nucleotides. RefSeq names its product neurotrypsin-like. Bases 74 to 1009 code for a protein of 311 amino acids. The transcript is spliced from 7 exons. Gene Ontology annotation, cellular component: membrane. The record is from RefSeq and is a predicted model, not a curated record. Lineage: Eukaryota; Metazoa; Porifera; Demospongiae; Haplosclerida; Niphatidae.